This is a messenger RNA of Ciona intestinalis (vase tunicate), 3680 nucleotides long. NCBI's taxonomy places the organism in Eukaryota, Metazoa, Chordata, Ascidiacea, Phlebobranchia, Cionidae. The record is from RefSeq and is a predicted model, not a curated record.
AGAUCUAACAUAGAAAUAUGAAACCACUAAAAGGUUCCAGCACACCAACUGUCAAAGGAAAACGGAAACUGAAUUUGAACGGAGAGGAAGGGGAAAAUGGGACCAAGGUGCACGGAGUCGCCAAGCGCACGCGGUCAAAUAGCACGCUGCUGGCGGAGAAACAAAACCGUAGAUCAACUAGAAGUUGUAACCCGGAAAGUUUUGCUGAAUUGCCAAAUUAUUCUCCAAAAAAGGCCAUAGAGUCCGACUCUCCUCUUCGUCGCAGCAAGAGGUCCUCCACUUGCUCUUCCACAUCCUCGGAUGCGGAGGUUCGUACCCCAACAUCCAAGUCACCAAGGACACGAAGAUCAAGUUUAAGAGGACAACGAGGAUCAGAUGGGAGCAAUAAGAUUGAAGAAGAGGAAAAAUAUACUACUCCACCUGAAACCAAAUCCCCAUCGAAAAGAAACUCCCACCCAACAACCAACGAUGAAAUGUCAUCUAAAAGUAACUCUACAUCUCAUACAGAAGAUAGCAACACAGAAACCCCUAUUCAAAAUGGUGCGACAGAAAACAGCGAUGAUUCCCCCACAAAACUGACUACUGAGUUAACCAACGGGAAUGUUUCCGACGUAAAACAAGAAAAUAACUCCUUGCCUGGAGCCUCUGUCACAAAUGGGGAGAUCCCCAAAACAGAGAGCAAAACAUUGAACAAUAUUGAAGAAGUUUCAAAAAUAAAUUUCAAUUUAUUGAAAAAUCGCAAUGGAGUGUCAAUAUGUCAAAGAAGGGAUUCUGCACUGAGAAAACGACAUUAUUCUGAGGAUUUAUUCACCACUGGUUCGAGAAGAUUACGAAGAUUAUCAGAGCGUGGGGAGAUGGCAUCAGUUAUGGAGUUUGUGUUUAAACAUAAGAAAUCAAUAUUAAAUCACAAAUCACCCAAACAAACACGAACGAAGAAACCUCACAAACGGAAGCCGAGCAUCAGUCCAGCUAAAUCUGAACCUUGUCCUUCAAAUUCUAACGACGCGAAUAACUUUGAAUUUGAGCCGAAUAGCGCGGAAAAAAGUUCUGAAAAUUCUGUUGAAAAAACAGAAAAUUCUGUUAAAGUGGAAAAUGGUGAAGAAACUUCGGAAAUAGUUAACACUGUGAAUAAUAAUGUGGUUAAUGGACAUAUAGAACCUUCUGGUGAAUAUUUAGUUGAGCCUAGGGGGUUGGAAAAAGAUGAACACUGUGGGGGUGAAGAUAGAGAUUUAGUCUCAGACUCCUUGGAUAUGGCAGCAAAACUACAGGAGGAAGAGGACCAAUUCCAGAAGUGGAGAAGAAGAGCUUUGAGAAGUUCUGGAUUAAAAUGUCAACCGGAUUAUUACGCCCUUAGUCUUGACUUAAUGAUACAUAGACAUCGAACACCGAAAAAAAAAAUUGAGAAAAAAGACAAAAAAGAUGAUUCCAUUCAAAAAGAUGAAGAAGACAGGGAAGAUGAUGCAGAGAGCAAAGAUGAAAGUGUGAAAGAGCUUAAGGAGGAUCAAGGAGCAACAUCCGACUCUGAGAUAAAAAAGACGAUUGAAAAAUCUUCAAAUUUCGACCAAAAAUGUGAAAAAGGCGACCAGCACAACAAUGAAAAAGCCUUACCACAUAACUAUGACAACAAAUCACCUAAUCGCCACGGCAACUUAUCCCCCGUUCACCCAUGCCUCUUACCCCAUAAAAGCCCCAUGCGCACCCCACAUGAGUCACCCACUAGAACGAGAGGUAGGGGUCGUGGCCGGGGCAGAGGUCGUGGAAGGGGGGGUUUUCAUCGUUUAAAAGACGUCACCCCUAUUGACACGUUCGAACCACCCCCGUUAUUCGAACAGGACCCUCCAACUGGACCUGAGGUUUAUUAUUUCGAAUCUGAUCAUGUGGCGCUUAAGCAUAACACUGAUUACCACAAUGUACUGAGGACAGCAUCUGUGUUGGAAGCUCAACGUAAACAAGCGCUUGCAGAUCUUGAAACUAUGCAAGAGAAGCUCAAACAAGCAAUGAUGGAUCCAAUUGACUUUGUGGAUAAACUACAGAGAAAGGUUGAUAUAAACUUGCCGACUCGUCAAAACAUUCCCUCCCUCCCUUCUGUUGAUUGGUCGAAAUAUACGUCACAGUUCGGUACAUUUGAUCAUGUGUUUAGCGAUCAUUCAAGCGAAUCCAUAAAACCACUCACCCGGAAAAAAUGCAUUGACUUGGAUACACAAAUGCUAAAUCAGGACAAAGAUGUCCCGUGUUCUUCUACACAAAGUAACAAGCCCACCAAGAAUCGUUCCGACACCUUCAAGAAAUCAUGGACAGUUGAAGAGCAAAGAAAACUUGAGGAACUACUUGUUAAAUAUCCACAAGAAGCCGUGGAGUUUAACAGGUUCCGUAAAAUAGCAGCGGAACUGGGAGCUCGGACGCCUCUUCAAGUUCAAUCUCGAGUCCAGAAAUAUUUCAUUAAACUCGCAAAGGCAGGUCUGACUAUACCAGGUCGCAUGCCGAGGUUGGAUAGAAUGGUCAGUGCUAAACCUAAGCGGUUGCACAAGCACCGUCCACACCCCCAAGCCUCUCUCACACGAAUGUCAACCUUUUUCUCUGACUUCCAUGUUCCUGUUCGUAUGGAGGAGCAGGAGGAAGAAGAGAAAGUGGGAGGAGGAGAGGAGGAGGGGUGGGAACCAGUCAACUGUGACCAGGUUUCAGAUGAAGAAGAUAUCCCACAAGAUCUCAGGUUCUCAGAUGAAUAUCUUGAAAUCCUUCGUUUGAAACGAAAACGUCGCCAACAGUUGAAAUUAUUUGAUAAUAACGGGAGACAAGCCCUAGCACAACAUGUGGGAUAUCAGUGCGAUAUAUGUCAAAGUGAGCCAAUAGAAGGUGUUCGUUAUCAUUGCAUUGAUUGCCCAGCUGCUCAAUCUGUUGAUCUGUGUCAAUCGUGUAUACAAAGGAAAAGUCACUUUGAAACCCCCACCCACAAGACAAACCACCGACUUGAACCCGUAUGUGCGUCCGUGGUUAACAACGAUUGUGAUGUCACACACAACACCUCGUCAAUACUCAGCCCGUUCACCGACGGGGAUUACACCAAGUUUUCCACCGCUAGGAGGCGCCCCGAGUACAACUACCUCGACCCGAAUUAUUUACCCGCUAACCGAUGACAUAGAUAUCUUAUAAAAAGUUACUGUCAAUCAAACCAGCCGUUUCACGUAAUGCCUAAAAAUAUAUAUUUAUUUUUCUAAUUUUGUUUGUCCCUUUUUACGAAAGGGUUUAGGGCCCCAAACCCAGAAAAAUGCAAAUUUUGUCUAAAUUGUCUAAAAAUGUUCAUUAGAUUAAAAAAUAAACUAAUUAUAUGGGAAAAUCCAUUACCGAAAGUUUUUUACUAGAAUCAUUUUUUUUGUGAUUUAUAAACACUUGGCAUUACUUGAAAUAACAUUUAGAAAAAAAUCGUUGUUUUUUGUUAUGCACUGUUAAAUAGUACCCAAGAAUGAGUUGUUGGUUUAAAAUCUUUAUUUUUGUAAAGGCCCAAUCAUAAAUCUGGUCCACAAUGCUGCUUGUGCGUUUCUUCCCCACUAUUUAUGCAGUAAAACAUUUCCGUUAUUGUGUUCUUGCCUUAGUGUACGUUCAAUUUUAGACGGAAAAUGUUCUUUGUUUGUUCUCUUCAAUGUGGAUUGGAAAUUACCAAAUAAAUGAAAUCAUCGUAAAAA